This is a messenger RNA of Cercospora beticola, 1221 nucleotides long. The record is from RefSeq and is a predicted model, not a curated record. Lineage: Eukaryota; Fungi; Ascomycota; Dothideomycetes; Mycosphaerellales; Mycosphaerellaceae.
CUUAAGAGUGCAGGACAGCCUCAUCAUCUGCGAAAAUGACAGCCACCAAUAUCAUCACUGCUACGCACAAUCGCAAACAUGGUCGAACUACCGAAAGGAAUGCAGCAUGUCGACCGCCGUGAAUUGCUCACAUCUCUGCCAACCAGGAUACAGUAUUUGCACCAAUUUUUGGAAUUUGGAUCAGAUGAUGUCGAAGCGCUCGUCGAUGGCCAAAAAUACAUCAAAAUGGUCAUUCCCGCGAUCGUCAACAUGGUGUACAAGAAACUUCUCCAACACGACAUCACAGCAAGAGUCUUCUCAAACCGAGACAGUCGCAUCGAAGAAGACCCAGCAGUCUGGAUGACAGAGGAUAGCAGCACAAUCCAGAACCGAAAGAUGUUUCUUCGAUGGUACUUGAUCAAGCUGAAUAGUGACCCCACGAAGUUUGAGUACUGGGAAUAUUUGGACAAAGUCGGCCUCAUGCACGUCGGCCGCGGCCGCCGCAACCCACUACACGUCGACUACAUCUUUCUCGGAGCCUGUCUAGGCUACAUCCAAGACAGCAUGGUGGAAGCAAUUCUCUACCACCCGACUCUCAGCAUGCGCCGCAAGAUCGCCAUCGUCAAAGCCGUGGGGAAGAUCAUCUGGAUUCAAAAUGACUUGUUGGCGAAAUGGCACACAGUAGAAGGAGCAGAGUACGCAGAACAGUUGUACCAGGAGGAACAGCAGGAGCAACAACAACAACAAAAGCAGCAAAGUGACUUGAGCGGCAACGAGGAACAAGAAGGAUGUCUUCAUGGGAACAAGGUCCUAGGAAACGACGACGAUGGCCAGAAGUCUUUCUCUUCUCCUGCAAAUAUUGGCACUCCCCUUGCCGCAGUCAAAGAAGACUCAGCAUCAACACACACAACAAGUACAAACGGAAGUGGAAAAACAAGUCUAGGACGAUCAAUCGACGAGGUUGACAUCAAAGAAAUGAGAUGUCCAUUCAGCGGCAUGGCCAUCGAGCAAAGAGCAGAAAUGACACGACCGACAUUGAAGUCCAUUCUCGAUGAGACAUCAAUGGGCCACGUCUCGCAGUCGCAGCAACAACCGAGCGGAAUUCCAAAAUUGCGGCUAGUGAAAGGAGAAAUGUUAGGUAAAGAGAUACUGGAAAAAGAGCCCUGGGGACAGGAUGUUGGGUCACCUGUUGGGUAAUAUUGAGGAUAUGAAUUGCGAAUGUGAUAUAUACAAAUACCCAAU